This is a messenger RNA of Lytechinus pictus (painted urchin), 2396 nucleotides long. RefSeq names its product enoyl-CoA hydratase domain-containing protein 3, mitochondrial-like. NCBI's taxonomy places the organism in Eukaryota, Metazoa, Echinodermata, Echinoidea, Temnopleuroida, Toxopneustidae. The transcript has 9 exons. Gene Ontology annotation, cellular component: mitochondrion. The record is from RefSeq and is a predicted model, not a curated record. Gene Ontology annotation, molecular function: hydro-lyase activity. The coding region runs from base 23 to 973 and encodes 316 amino acids.
CUCGUUUUGAUAUGAAAUCAAAAUGGCUGCGCCCAUGGCCGUGUAUUCUGCUGUAAAACUGGCUCUAAAUCCAGUAAAAACAUGCCACUUGUGGAACUCUGUAUCGGCAAGAAAUGUUCAUCCAUCUUUCAACCAGGCAAUCUUUCAUCAUGAGAAGAGGAGAUUCUGUGCAGAGAGUAGUCGACCUCUCACCCAGGUCACUCAGGUAGACGGCAUCAGGAAGAUCACUCUUAGCAAUCCUAAAAAGAGGAAUGCUCUUUCACUUGCCAUGCUUAGCAGAGUCACAGAGGAGCUAACUCAAGAUGUUGAUGAUGGCAACCUAAGGGCAAUCAUCAUUGCUUCCCAGGGACCAGUCUACUCAGCAGGUCAUGACCUCAGGGAAUUGACCACCAGGACAGGUCGUGCCUACCAUACAGAGGUGUUUAAGAAGUGCUCUGAAAUGAUGAUGCUCAUUGAAGAUCUUCCUGUGCCUGUCAUUGCUCAAGUCAAAGGCCUUGCCACUGCAGCUGGAUGCCAACUGGUAGCCAGUUGUGAUAUCGCUGUAGCUGCGGACACAGCUAGAUUUGCUACCCCAGGUAUAUCAGUAGGUCUGUUUUGUUCCACGCCAGCCGUUGCUCUAGGUCGAGCAGUCCCUAAGAAGAUUGCAAUGCAGAUGCUCCUUACAGCCGAACCCAUCUCUGCUGAAGAGGCUCUCAGACAUGGCUUGAUCAGCAAGGUGGUACCUGAAGAAGCAGUGGAAGAAGAAACUAUGAGGAUAGCACAAAAGAUAUGUGAGUACAGCGGUUCUGUCAUCUCUCUUGGAAAAGCCUGCUUCAACACACAAAUGAAGAUGGACAGAAACUCAGCUUAUGACCAUGCGAGUGAUGUAAUGGUGAACAAUUUAUCCUUGGUGGAAGGGCAGGAAGGAAUUGAUUCAUUCGUCAAUAAAAGGUCACCAGUCUGGAGGCAUGGGUUUGACAAGGCGCAUGAUUGAGACAUUUCUCCCCUUCUACUUUCUAACUGUCUUUCUCUCUCCUGUUUCUCUUUCUUUUUUCCAUCUGCCUCUUUUCUUCUCUCUCUCUAUCUUUUUCUUGCAUUUCUUUCUCUCUUGUUCUCUUUCUGUGAAAGAUGUUAAUACAAGAUAACAGUACCAAGUCUUCCAUGAGCAUGAAUUGUAAUAUUGCAUUUGCAUCUCCAACUCGUAACUUACCCAUUUUAACAAAAAGCAUUGUUUGUAUGCAUAGAUUUAAUUAACCAUUAAGAGACAAUAUGCAAUUGAAUAGUUAUACUGUCUCAGUCAAAUCUCUUGAUACCACACUAAUUUCUUCAAUUUAGGCAAGAUUUUACUUUGCAGAUGCAAAUAACACAUUUUGAAUAUUCCUGUAUGAAAAUUGCUUAAGCUUGGGCGUUUAUUUGACUUAUGAAAGGCUGAGCUGUGCAGACCGUCACUGUAUAUUGUUAAAGAAAACUCAUGCUUGAUGUAAAUUUUUCUUAUUAAUACACAUAUUGCUGAUUUUAAUUCAUAUCUUGUCAGGAAUUAUGAGAAGAAACUUUCCCCAAAGACUGGUAACUAUGAUCACCUCUUGUACAGUGAUGAAUUUAUUCACUUUUACACUUCAGUUUUACUUUUCUCUACAGUGUUUUGAUGAAGGUGGUAGGUUUCUAUAUUGGUUGAAAGUCAAUGAUAUACUUUGUCAGUUUUCAACAGUCAAGAAAAUGAAGAUUUUAAGUUUCAUUAAUAGUUUGUACAUGUAUGUGAGGAGUAAAGUGUGCUACAAAUUUCAUCAACCUCCUUGUGUUCUGAACAGUAGAGAAAAAUAAAUGUCCAAAUAUUAAAAUUUAUUACAAUGAAUUUGGUUAAUUUGUAUUACAAUUAACACUACAUAGUUUAAAUUUGCAUAAUUUAAAAUGCUUGAUAAAUCAUGGGUAUCCAAGGAUCUGCCUCUAAUUUAUGUGUGGCACAUUUAUUUGAAGCAAAGUCUGACGUCCCAAUGUAUUCAUUGGUGACUUAUUUCUGAAGUUCGAUGUACUUGUCAUCCAGACUUGCUAGGUCUCACACCCUAGGCGUGAGACUCCAGCAUUUCCAAACUCUUGCUCAUCCCCCCAAAUCUCUUUCUCAUGCCUCUAUCACAGCCUAUCCCCAUAUACGUAAAACAAAAUACCUGAUGAUCUCACAUUGAGUCAGGGUUCCCUCCCUAAAAUUUUUGUGUCACUGGUCUUUGAAUUUGGCAUCUCUGGUCAUCAGGUAGCUUGGAUUUUGAGAAUAACUUGCCUGUCGAUUCAUAGUCAAGUUACCAAUGCCAAACAAAUCAGUGCUCAUGACCGAAUGAUUGUACUGUUGUGUAUAUUUUAAUUUGAAAAGAAAUCAUGUAAAAAUUGUAUAUUUUCAGAGAAUAAAUAUAACUUAUCAAAUCUAA